Hippopotamus amphibius kiboko is the source of this 1506-nucleotide messenger RNA. RefSeq names its product solute carrier family 25 member 1 (gene SLC25A1). Lineage: Eukaryota; Metazoa; Chordata; Mammalia; Artiodactyla; Hippopotamidae. The transcript has 9 exons. Gene Ontology annotation, biological process: mitochondrial citrate transmembrane transport. The record is from RefSeq and is a predicted model, not a curated record. The coding region runs from base 49 to 975 and encodes 308 amino acids.
GCAGGAGCUCGGACCCAAGGCCGCCGCCGGGCCCGCACCCCGCGCGCCAUGGCCGCGCCCCGCGCUCUGGCGGCCGGCGCGCCCGCGCCCGGGAAGGCCGCGCUCACGCACCCGGGGAAGGCCAUCCUGGCAGGCGGCCUGGCGGGCGGCAUCGAGAUCUGCAUCACCUUCCCCACCGAGUACGUGAAGACGCAGCUGCAGCUGGACGAGCGCGCGCACCCGCCGCGCUACCGGGGCAUCGGGGACUGCGUGCGGCAGACGGUCCGCGACCACGGCGUCCUGGGCCUGUACCGCGGCCUCAGCUCCCUGCUCUACGGCUCCAUCCCGAAGGCGGCCGUCAGGUUCGGGACCUUCGAGUUUCUCAGCAACCACAUGCGGGACGCCCAGGGACGUCUGGACAGCACGCGCGGGCUGCUGUGCGGCCUGGGCGCCGGCGUGGCCGAGGCCGUGGUGGUCGUGUGCCCCAUGGAGACCAUCAAGGUGAAGUUCAUCCAUGACCAGACCUCCCCCAGCCCCAGAUACCGCGGGUUCUUCCACGGGGUCAGGGAGAUCGUGCGGGAGCAAGGGCUGAAGGGGACGUACCAGGGCCUCACGGCCACCGUGCUGAAGCAGGGCUCCAACCAGGCCAUCCGCUUCUUCGUCAUGACCGCCCUGCGCAACUGGUACCGAGGGGACAACCCCAACAAGCCCAUGAACCCGCUCAUCACCGGUGUGUUCGGAGCGGUUGCGGGUGCCGCCAGCGUCUUCGGGAACACACCCCUGGACGUGAUCAAGACCAGGAUGCAGGGCCUGGAGGCGCACAAGUACCGCAGCACGUGGGACUGCGGCCUGCAGAUCCUGAGGAAGGAGGGGCCCAAGGCGUUCUACAAGGGCACCAUCCCCCGCCUGGGUCGCGUCUGCCUGGACGUGGCCAUCGUGUUCGUCAUCUACGACGAGGUGGUGAAGCUUCUCAACAGAGUAUGGAAGACAGACUGAGCCGGUCCCGCGCGGCGCCCGCCGCGCCCCUCACAGUCCCAGUGCGGUCGUGCCAAAAGGCUCCCUUCCCCGUCCCUCGCCCUCCGCGGCCCGGGGCUGCCCGCUGCGGCCGUCUUGUCCACCUGUCCCCGUGGUCUGUAUGAUCCCACCGCGGGGUCCGUGUGUCCCACUGAGGCUGGGUGUCCCACUGGUCCACGUGCUUACUCGUGUGCCUGUGUUUCAUGUUUCGUGUCCUGUGACCCUGUGCCCCACUUCCCGGGGUGCCCGUGUGGCCUGGGUCACGGCCCUGUAGCCAUGGCCCGGUCCCAGCCCGGUGCCUUCCACCCUGGGCAGCAGGGGCACCGCCCCGGCCUACCACAGCUGCCUCCGGGCCUCAGCCUGGCCUCACUGCAUUCCAGGGGCUGCGUGCCCCCCGCUUCUCCCGCCACUGGCCUUAACCGGCCCUCGGGCCCUCCCUCCGCCCGGGACAGGGUGGCACCUGCCACUCUCAGGACCACCCUUCCAAGGCAGAAUAAACUGGAUCCUGUUGCA